AUGUCAUCCUCGCCUCCUUUUCAUGUUCCCCAUUCGACUACUAGUAAUAAUGGGCACACAUUUACUUGCCCCAACUGCGCAGAUAUAUUUUCAAGCAUUGACAAUGUCAUCCAUCAUCUGUCAACUACUGUUACCUGCGGUCAGCGUGUUGUUCAAGGUCUUACCUUGGACUUCGGGGAACCUAGUCAUUUCUCACAGGACUAUGAUCCUGACACCCUAGAACAUGGGCAAGAUGCCUAUAACCCGCCCCUUUCGUCUGUCCCAAAUCCUGAGCAAUAUCAUCCCAGUACCCCUGAGUCAGUGUGCGACACCCCCCUCGCAUCUGUUGAUCCCUCUGCAGGCCCACAUCCCAGCACAUUUAGGGAGUACCAUCCCAAUGUGCCAAUUACCCACCCCAGAGGAGAAAAUCAUCUUCAGAAGAUGGACCGCAACGUACAUGCUGCUAUCCAUCACACAGAGAACCUUUACUAUCCCUUUGCAUCGAAAGCCGAAUUUGACCUGGGAUACUGGCUUUCAGAGGGGGUGUUGUCACAAAAAGAAGUUGAUGUUUUCCUCCACCUUGAGCAUACCAAGAAUAAUCCGCCCUCUUUCAAUACAUCUAAGGAUCUGCGAGCUCGGAUCAAAGCACUACCUGAAGUACCUCGAUGGUACCACCAACAAAUAAAAGUUGGUUCCUAUAAGACGAAAGCACCCUUGGUGCUCUAUUGGAGGGAUGGUCUCGAUGUCGUGAAGCACCUAUUCGCCAACCCAGUCUUUGUGCCUUGUAUGGAUUUCCAGCCGUACCAGGAAUUCAAGGGCGCAGACAUAAUCAUGGCUUGUCAGGAUAAGCUUCCUCCAGGUCAUUCAUUUGUUGGUGUGAUUGGUGCUUCGGACAAAACACCUCUGACCAUUGGGACCGGAAACAAGGAGAUGCAUCCCCUGUUGAUCUCGCUCACUAAUAUCCAUGUGGGUGUUCACAUGAAGGCGACAUCACAUGCAUUCGCUUUGGUCGCUUACCUGCCAAUACCAAAGUUUCUCAAUGUCUCAAAGCCCGUACAUGCAAUUUUAUCCGCAGGAGAUUUGCGUAUGAUUCAUAUACAUUUGGUCGCCUGGAUAGCCGACUACCCUGAACAACUGCUCAUUGCAUGUACGGCCUCGAAGCGUUCUUCGAUUUCUCUUGCUACUGCUGCCCAAUUUGGGGAUCCUCUUCUGCAUCCUCCUCGAACUCGUUCUAACACUCUUGACGCUAUUGAAAGGGUGUGCACUAUUUCCGAUCCCUGCGACAUCGCAUCCUUCUAUAAGACAUGUCAAGCCCUUCAUCUGAAUGGUGUUGUUGAACCGUACUGGAAGGAUUGGGGCCAUGCAUCCCCAUCCUUCUUUUUGACGCCAGAUGGCCUCCAUCAGUGGCACAAAUUUUACUUUGACCACCCCAUCAACUGGUCUAUAAACAUCAUGGGGGGAGCGGAACUCGAUCGAGUGCAUCAUUGGGCGAAUGGCGUUUCCAUGCUGAAGCAGCUCACUGUUCAAGAACAUCGAGACCUUGAGAAGCUCCUUCCUGGCGUGAUUGUUGGUGCUGUCCCUGAUGAAGUUGCAUGUGCACUAUGUGCUAUCACAGAAUUUAUAUUCCAAGCACAGAACCUCUUCCUUUACGAUGAAACCUUACAUUCUUUAUCUGAAGCCCUCCGCAAAUUUCACUACUAUAAGGACUUCAUCCUGACAGCGGGUGGCCACCAUGGCAAGAACAGUCUCCUCAAUCACUUCCAGAUCCCCAAGCUAGAGUUAAUGCAGCAUGUCGCCCGGAGUACUCGAGCCAUGGGUGCUCCAUAUCAAUGGAGCAGUGAUAUUACUGAGCAUUGCCACAUCACUCAUGUGAAGCGGCCUUACCGCAUGUCUAAUCGCAGGGAUUUCCACGGUCAGUGCUGCCGCUUCCUCGACCAGCAGGAAAAACUGCAAUUCUUCCAGCUUUACACAGUUCUAAAGUCACAGCGAGCAAGCUUGAUCUAUGAAAUGUCCAGGGAAGCAAACACGAUGGUGCUCCACUAUCCCGAAGCAACCUGGAUCUCUACUGUUCUGCCUGGUGAGCAGUAUGCCGUUGCCAGCAAACCAAUCACUUCCCUUUUCACCAACAAUUGCACUCAUUUUUCUUCCGACGACACUGUCACAAUCCUCCUUACUUGCCAUCCACAUUUCCAUCACCUAUCUAUUGAAGAAGCUUCUCAAUGUUUCCACAUUCCUGAUCUCUGUCCAGUGCUGGGUGAUCUGAUCUCUGGUAGAUCUUACCUCGAGUGCAGUGGAAGGCGAAUAUGUCGUCCCAACUGUUCUCUCUCCUUUGAUUACCUUCACAUUUGGCAAAAAUUCCACAUGCAGCAGCGCUCUACACAAGAUAGCUGUAUUGCACUAGCACCAAGCUCUUCGAUGCCAUUUGGAAGGGGAGAUACUGUCUUGAUUACUCAUGAAAGCGGCAAACUACUUUUGCCCGCCACUUCUGAACGGUAUCUCAUUGUCCAAGUAAAAGCUAUCAUCCAGCCUAUUACUGAAAUGCCCCGCCUGAACCAACCAUUUCUCUAUGUCAAAUUUUUCAACUUCUCUCAUUCAUCAUUCAGCACCAUCAAUGAUAUUCGUUUCAUUACUCCAGCUCCUGUAACCGACAUGUUUUCAGUUCAAUGCCGUGUUCAAUCGAACCAUGAUCCCUUGGGAGACAUAGUGCCUCUGGACAGUGUGUGUCAGGUCAUUGAGCUUAUUCCCAAGUGCGGUCGAGAGGUACCACUGUCAAUGAAUCGUGACAAUAGUUUGCAGCUGGCGCGCGAGUUUUAUGUGAAUAAUUUCGCAGACAAAGAGACCUUCCAUGCUAUUCUCAGUUACCAGUAG
Molecule: messenger RNA, 2847 nt
Organism: Suillus paluster
Lineage: Eukaryota; Fungi; Basidiomycota; Agaricomycetes; Boletales; Suillaceae
Exons: 8
Coding region: 1-2847 (948 amino acids)
Source: RefSeq, a predicted model, not a curated record